AGGUGGAGGAGCCCAGACAGCCGGAGAAUGGUGCUGGAAGGGAACCCUGAAGUGGGCACCCCCCGGACCUCAGACCUCCAGCACCCUGGGAACCAGGGCUCUUGCAUCCUCUCUUCUGGUGAAGAUGCCCAGCCUGGCGAGGAGCCCAUCAAGUAUGGCGAACUCAUCGUCCUGGGAUGCUGUGAGGAAGGAGGUGAGGAAACCGAGGCUCAGAGAGGGGAAGUGACUGGCCCAAGGGCGCACAGCUGCUACAAUGGGUGUCUGGCAAGUGGGGACAAGGGCCGCCGGCGAAGCCGCCUGGCACUGAGCCGCCGGCCACAUGCCAACGGAGUGAAGCCUGAUGUCAUGCACCACAUCUCCACGCCGCUGGUCUCCAAGGCGCUGAGUAAUCGCGGCCAGCACAGCAUCUCGUACACACUGUCCCGGAGCCACUCGGUCAUUGUCGAGUACACACACGACAGCGACACAGACAUGUUCCAGAUUGGCCGCUCCACGGAGAACAUGAUUGACUUUGUGGUCACAGACACGGCCCCCGGAGGGGGGGCCACGGAGGGCCCCGCCGCCCAGAGCACCAUCUCCCGCUACGCCUGCCGCAUCCUCUGUGAUCGCCGGCCGCCCUACACCGCCCGCAUCUAUGCCGCUGGCUUCGACGCCUCCAGCAACAUCUUCCUUGGUGAGCGGGCGGCCAAGUGGCGGACCCCCGACGGCCUGAUGGACGGUUUGACCACCAAUGGGGUCCUGGUGAUGCACCCAGCAGGCGGCUUCUCGGAGGACUCGGCCCCAGGCCUGUGGCGGGAGAUCUCCGUCUGCGGGAACGUGUAUACGCUGAGAGACAGCCGCUCCGCACAGCAGCGGGGGAAGCUGGUGGGAAACGAGUCCAACGAGCUGCAGGACGGGUCCCUCAUCGACCUGUGCGGGGCCACGCUGCUGUGGCGCACGCCGGCGGGGCUGCUGCGGGCACCCACGCUGAAGCAACUGGAGGCCCAGCGGCAGGAGGCGAACGCAGCGCGGCCGCAGUGCCCCGUGGGCCUCAGCACUCUCGCCUUCCCCAGCCCGGCCCGCGGCCGCACGGCGCCCGACAAGCAGCAGCCCUGGGUCUAUGUCCGGUGCGGCCACGUCCACGGCUACCACGGCUGGGGGUGCCGGCGAGAGCGGGGCCCCCAAGAGCGCGAGUGUCCUCUCUGCCGCCUCGUGGGGCCGUACGUGCCCCUGUGGCUCGGCCAGGAGGCCGGCCUCUGCCUGGACCCCGGGCCGCCCAGCCAUGCCUUUGCCCCCUGCGGCCACGUUUGUUCAGAGAAGACUGCCCGCUACUGGGCGCAGACGCCGCUGCCCCACGGCACCCACGCUUUCCACGCGGCCUGUCCCUUUUGUGGGGCCUGGCUCACCGGCGAGCACGGCUGUGUCCGCCUCAUCUUCCAGGGGCCGCUGGACUAGGCGCCUGGGGCCUGCCACUGCUCCCCGCCUGCUCACCCAGGUCCCCACCUCCUGCAGCCGGGGCUCUGCAUGUGGGACUCUACCUGCUGGCACGUGGCCACACCUGGAUGGACUCCCUGGAUGGGCUUUGUCCCUCCCCUCUUAACUCUGGUCCCCAUGGGGGUCCCCGAGGCCCCAGUCCCAGUCAGAAUGAUGGGGCCCCCAGCACCAGCUCUGUCCCGGGCUGAUGGAGGGAAGCCCACCUCCACGCCCUGGUCUGUGUCAUGCCGCCUACACUGUGCCCCUGGGGGCGUGAAGGGACUGUGGGCCCCUGACCCCCAGUUUAGGCUGGCGGCGCCUGAGCCUGCCAGCCCACUUCCGAAUCUUCACCCGCUGCUGCCCUGGGUUCCUCUAUAAACCUUGCUGCUCGGCUGCCC
Messenger RNA from Condylura cristata (star-nosed mole), 1850 nucleotides. RefSeq names its product pellino E3 ubiquitin protein ligase family member 3 (gene PELI3). Gene Ontology annotation, molecular function: protein binding; ubiquitin protein ligase activity. The record is from RefSeq and is a predicted model, not a curated record. The transcript is spliced from 8 exons. Gene Ontology annotation, biological process: protein K63-linked ubiquitination; regulation of Toll signaling pathway. The coding region runs from base 28 to 1434 and encodes 468 amino acids. Lineage: Eukaryota; Metazoa; Chordata; Mammalia; Eulipotyphla; Talpidae.